Molecule: messenger RNA, 2979 nt
Organism: Pedinophyceae sp. YPF-701
Lineage: Eukaryota; Viridiplantae; Chlorophyta; Pedinophyceae
Source: the annotation of a GenBank genome assembly
AUGGACCGCAUCCUGCGCGCUUCGUACGGUGAUAGGAAUCAGCGAGACGAGAACAGGCGGCGCCAUGUCCCCGACAGCGCCGCAGCGCUCGCUGCCAUCGAGCGCGUCAAGGAGCGCAAGGCGGCUCUGGCGGGCAACGCGUUCCCGGAACCGCCACCCGUCAACCCCGUCUACCGCCCCCCUUUCUGGAAUAGCAAGGUCUACGGGCCCCCGAAGGGCGACUGGGACCGUAAACACGAAGUCCGGGUCGCGUACGAGCGCCCGUUCCCGCCCGAGGCGCCCAGCGGGGAGAUUCGAGCUCCGCGGAAGGCGUUCGUUGGACCUCCGCGGGUGGCUGCGGGCGGGGCCGUGCCUGGCCUUGACCCGCCGAAGCCUAGACACGCCGAGCGGCAGGGCGCGCCGCCGCACGCGCCGCCCGAGCCGGCCAGGGGCGCCGCGCGACGCGGCCCUCACCACGCGCACGGAGCCGCGCCGGCCCCGCCGCCCUACGUCAAGGACCUGCGGAAGCUCCAGGCCGCGGUGGCGCCGCUGGAGGAGAAGAUGCGCAAGCAGGUCAAGGCCCGCACGGGCAUCCACCAGAGGCCCGAGGACAUCCUGGUGCGCGCGUUCUGCAAGGCCACGGGCCGGGAGGGGGUGUCCGCGGGGGACCCGCGGUUCCGCGUGACGACUGCGGAGUUCCGGCGCGCGUGGCGGUACCUCGGCGUCGAGGUGACCGAGGACGCGGCCGCGGCGAUGUUCAACCACCACGGACAGGACCCCUCAGGGCGCAUGCCGGUCGCCGUCUUCAGCGACGCGCUCCUGGUCGGCGCGGCGCGGCUCCUCGGCCGCCUCGACAGCGUCAUGCCGGGGCCCUACCGACGGGGGGGGGACUUGAGCCACCGCGGCGCCAUCAAGUACCCCCAGUGCCGCAAACCAGUGUUCCCGCCGACGACGUGGGACCCGAAGGACGCGGAGCCGUCGCUCCGGGCGCCGGACGUGCGGCUGGAGCUGGAGUGGGUGCACGGGUACGAGGGGAAGCGCAACACGUGUCCAAACGUGUUCUACCUUGCGUCGGGCGAGGUGGCCUUCAACGCGGCGGCGCUGGGCGUGGUGUACGACCCGCGCUCGCACACGCAGCGGUUCUUCACCGGGCACGACGACGACGUCACGUCGAUCGCGGUGCACCCGGACGGCGCCACCGUCGCCACGGGCCAGGUGGGCGCCGAGCCCGUGGUCAAGGUGUGGGACUCCAAGACGAUGCGCGAGCUCGCGACGCUCAAGCACGCGUACGGCAACCGCGGCAUCACGUCCCUGGCGUUCAGCCCGGACGGCGAGCUGCUCGCGACGGUCUCCACGGACAACCCUCACACUUUGGGAAUCUGGGACUGGCGGCGCGGGAAGCUGUUGACGGAGCGCAAGACCGCGCCCGGCGCGCCGCCGUCGACGUACGGCGUGGUGUGGUGUCCCGCGGAGGGCGUGUCGCGGCCGGGCCCCGUGGCGCGGAAGGCGGCCGCGGCGGGGCUGAUGGAGCACACCCCCCCCGCGUACCGGCUGGCCACGUACGGCGUCAACAGCCUGAAGAUCUUCGAGCUGUCGCGACAGGGCGCGGGGAAGAACGCGCCGCUCGACUUCACGCGGGGCGAGGCCGGGGUGUUCGGGAAGGUCAAGACGCACACCAUCACGGCCGCGGCGUUCCUGCGCACGGGGGAGCUCGUGACCGGGAACGGGAACGGGCGGAUCUGCACGUGGCGCGGCGCGAACUGCGUGGCCGCGGCGCCCGCGCACGACAUCGGCCCCGAGACGCACCGCCCGGACGGGAAGCUCGCGCGGUUCGGGGUGCGCGCGCUGGUGGUGCGCCGCGACGGCACGCUGCUCUCCGGGGGCGCCGACGGCGUCGUGCGCGCGUGGGACGUCUCGACGGGGGCCCUCGGGAAGUGCCUGUGGAAGCUGCCGCUUCUGCCAGACGCGCAGCAGACCGGCGCGGUGCCCUCGCCGAUCCGCGCGCUGGACGCGUCGCCCGACGGGAGCCACACGUUCGUCGCCGGCACGUGGCGGUGCGAGGUCUGGGAGGUCGACAAGGACCCCGAGGUGCUCGUGAUGGGCCACCAGGCCGACCUGUACGGCGUCGCGACGCACCCGACGGACCCGCGCGUGUUCGCGACGUUCCAGGAGUCGGACCGGGUGCUGGUGUGGGACGCCGAGGGGCGCCGCGUGGCGCGGGCGUUCGCGAUGGGGCAGGGGAACCGCACGCGGUCCGGGGCGUUCUCGCCCGACGGGCGGCUGCUGGCCGUCGGGCUCAAGAACGGCGGCGUGAAGGUGCUGACGGUGGCGGGGCGCCGCGCGGAGCAGGUGUUCUGGGCCAAGACGUUUGAGAGCGCGGUGGACGUGCUGGCGUGGUCGCCGGACGGCACGCUGCUGGCGGCGGGCUCGCACGACCAGGCGAUCGACGUGUUCCGCCUCGCGGAGGUCGCGCCGGGGGCGUGGGAGGGGAAGCGCACGGUGCGGUGCGUGGGGCACUCGUCCACGAUCACGCACAUGGAUUUCUCCGUGGACGGGACGCUGCUGAUGAGCAACGACCAGGCGUACGAGCUGCUGUACUUCGACGUGCGCACGGGGCGGCAGGUCGCGACCAACCAGCGCGACACAGCAUGGAGGACGUACACGGGCGUCUUGGGGUUCCCCGUGAUGGGGAUCUGGCCGCCGGACUCGGACGGCACGGACAUCAACGCGCUGGACCGCGCGCCGUCGGGGCGGUUCCUGGCCACGUCGGACGACUCGGGCUUCGUCAAGUUGUUCAACUGGCCGGCAGUGUACAAGAGGGCGGAGCACGAGGCGUACGCGGGGCACGCGAGCCACGUGAUGGACGUGCGGUGGGCGUGCGACGAGUCCCGCGUGUUCAGCGCGGGCGGCAAGGACCUGUGCGCGAUGCAGUGGCGGGUCAUGCCCCGAAAGCCCGCGGUGGCGCAGUAUCAAGUGCGGGCGCCGUGGGGCGACAGAUAG